AUGGCACGUGUUGGAGCCCGGGCGGUUGCUCUCGCCGCCGUGGUCGGCGCAGCCGUAUGGACCCAGUCCUGCUUGAAGGCCUUCUGCGGUGGCGGGUUGAGCCGUCCUGAGGGAGCCGCCGUUGCCCGCAAUGGAUGGCGCCUGGAUAAGAUGGAGGUCGGCCCCCAGGGCAUUGGGCAGCUCGUGGUUGCUGAGGGCUUCUUCAUUGGAGAGAAGGACAUGUUCAAGAUCUGCAACAAGCAGGGGCGUCGCUACCGCAUGCGUCCUUUCGCGGAGGAGCGCAAAACGGACACCACCCUCCCUGGCAUCUUCCAGCUCGGACCUUUCAAGAUCCACCUCGAGCAGGCCUUCCGCGGUGGUGCUGGCUCUCAUGCACUCUUUGCAGAUCGUCCCGAGGGCUAUUCGGGCAACGGUGGCACCGCCGGCUGGGGUGAGGACAUCCCCACGCGCAAGGGCGGCUACGGCAGCCGCUGA
Symbiodinium necroappetens is the source of this 474-nucleotide messenger RNA. The record is from the annotation of a GenBank genome assembly. NCBI's taxonomy places the organism in Eukaryota, Dinophyceae, Suessiales, Symbiodiniaceae.